Exophiala aquamarina CBS 119918 is the source of this 1428-nucleotide messenger RNA. RefSeq lists its product as uncharacterized. Bases 1 to 1428 code for a protein of 475 amino acids. The record is from RefSeq and is a predicted model, not a curated record. Lineage: Eukaryota; Fungi; Ascomycota; Eurotiomycetes; Chaetothyriales; Herpotrichiellaceae. The transcript is spliced from 5 exons. Gene Ontology annotation, molecular function: heme binding; iron ion binding; monooxygenase activity.
AUGGCGAGGGCAAGCCUUCGGCAUGAGACAGUCCUCAUCGGACCUUCCAUUCGACUAUCCAAACUGGCAACUUUUGACGCGGCACCCAAAAUCGUCACUGUCAUCGUCGCCAUUUUUGGUAUCUCAGUUCUUGCUUUUACUCUGCUCCAUUCACGCCCGAAGCCGAAGGUGCCGAUAUUGCUCCAGGACGAAGUGCGAAGCAGUAGAGGGCGACGCCAAGCAUAUUGCUACAAAUCAAGAGAGUUGAUGGGAAAGGGAUAUGAACUGGACAUGCAAAAGGACUACACAUACUUUGGCGGUGCGCCUGACAACGUAGUCAACGCCAUCAAAGGGAAAUUCAAUGCGUCACUGGGAUCUCUUACGCCCAUCAUGCAUGAAAUUGUGAUCCGCAAUCGAGCACGGAUUAUGGGCGAAUAUAAAGAUUGGACUCCUGUCAAAGUUCAUGACCGGAUAUUGAAGCUCACGGGACACACCAACGCUCGCGUGUUUCAUGGUACGGCGGCAAGCUUGAGCGAGGAAUGGGUUGAUGCUUCUACUGGAUAUGUGUUAUCCACCUUUGAUUGCAUUCGCGCCCUGAAGGCAUGGCCGCCAUACCUGCGGCCUCUGGUCCACCGCUUCCUACCAGAGCGCGCUGCAAUCAACAACCAAUGGAGGAGGGCACGUCCCUUUAUCGUGGAGUCACUGGCGCACAAGAAGGCACUGAAAGGCGCGUUCCUCGAGGAGCCCGGCUCCAUGUUGGAUUACAUGUCCAGCGGCAAGAACGGGUCUAUCGCCUACGACGUUGAAAAACAGUUGCUCUACCAAAUGACACUCGUCGCUGUUGGGACGGUCACGACCUACUCUUCUAUUGUUCAGGUACUCUACGAUCUUGCAGACCACCCGGAAUAUACCCCCAUGCUUCGCGAAGAGGUUGACGCUGCCGAUCGAGACCAGAACGGGUAUUUCACAAAGGAUGCCGUGUUUGAGAUGAAGAAACUUGACAGUUUCAUCAAGGAGAGCCAGCGCCUCCGAGCGCCAGAUAUGUCUACUUUCCAACGGGCAGCUACCGCAGACAUUACUCUCUCCGACGGGUUCUUCAUUCCAAAGGGAACAAAACUUGAGAUCCCUACUGCUGCCAUUCAGGUCGAUGAGCACAUAUAUCCCGACGCUCAAACGUUUGAUGGUCUUCGCUUUUACCACGAACGACAAAAGCCUGGUGAGGAUAACAAACACCUCUACGUCAGCGUUGGCCACAACGAUCUGUCGUUUGGUUUCGGCCGCCACGCCUGCCCCGGCAGAUAUCUUGGUCACAUUAACAUUAAAUUGAUCGUUGCCGAAGUCCUCUUGAACUACAAUAUCAAGUUGGGAGAAGGCCAAGGGCGACCGGUGGACCGGGAAUUUGAGGCAAUUGUGAGUUUUCCUCUGUCCCCGUUCAUUGCACAAAGAUGA